Molecule: messenger RNA, 3769 nt
Organism: Erythranthe guttata (spotted monkey flower)
Lineage: Eukaryota; Viridiplantae; Streptophyta; Magnoliopsida; Lamiales; Phrymaceae
Product: cellulose synthase-like protein D3
Biological process (GO): cellulose biosynthetic process
Cellular component (GO): membrane
Molecular function (GO): cellulose synthase (UDP-forming) activity
Source: RefSeq, a predicted model, not a curated record
CUAAACGGUGUCGUACGUCUUCCCUCUCUGCAGGGUUAGAAUCGUCGGAAAAGAUGGCGUCGAGGUCAUUCCGGGUGAGCAGAUCGGAUCUAUCAAGCACAGACUCCGACAUGAUGGACUCGCAGAACGGCAAGCCGCCGCUGCCUCCGCCGCCGCAGAACCGCGUCACCUUCGCCCGCCGGACUUCCUCCGGCCGUUACGUCAGCUACUCACGCGACGACCUGGACAGCGAACUCGGCAGCAACGACUUCCUCAACUACACCGUCCAGAUGCCGCCCACACCGGACAACCAGCCCAACAACAACGGUAACAACAACCCCGGCGCCGCCCAAAAAGUGGAGGAGCAGUUCGUCUCCAACUCCCUCUUCACCGGCGGCUUCAACAGCAUCACCCGCGCCCACCUCAUGGACAAAGUCAUCGACUCCUCCUCCUCCGACGCCAAUUCCCACCACCCCCUAAUGGGCGCCGCCGCCGCCAAGGCCUCGUCGUGCUCCGUCAACGGAUGCGACAGCAAGGCGAUGAUCGAUACCCUCCCGUGCGAGUGCGAUUUCAAGAUCUGCCGAGAAUGUUACAUUGACGUGUUAAAAACCGGCAACGGAAUCUGCCCUGGUUGCAAAGAGCAAUACAAGACGACGGAUUUGAACGAGGCCAUGGAGAGCUGGCGGGCCCUCCCGCAGCUCCCGCCGCCCCCGUCUUCGGGGGGUUCGAAGAUGGAGAGGAGGUUGUCUUUGAUGAAGUCAACAAAGUCGAUGCUGGUGAGGAGCCAAACGGGCGAUUUCGAUCACAACCGUUGGCUUUUCGAGACUAAGGGGACUUACGGAUACGGCAAUGCCAUUUGGCCCAAGGAGAACGGAUUCGGAAAUGGGGGCCACGACGAUGAUGACGUGGCGGAGCCGAACGAGUUGAUGACCAAACCUUGGCGGCCGCUCACUCGCAAGUUGCAGAUUCCCGCCGCCAUCAUCAGCCCGUAUCGGCUCUUGAUCGCUGUCCGAAUGGUUGUCCUCGGUUUAUUCUUGACGUGGAGAGUGCAACAUCCCAACACCGACGCCGUGUGGCUAUGGGGGAUGUCGAUAGUUUGCGAAAUAUGGUUCACAUUCUCGUGGAUCCUCGAUCAACUCCCGAAGCUCAACCCUGUGAACCGAGCCACCGACCUCAACGUCCUCAGGGAGAAAUUCGAGUCGCGCAGUCCGAGCAACCCCACCGGAAUAUCUGACCUCCCCGGGAUCGACAUCUUCGUCUCUACCGCCGACCCCGAGAAGGAGCCGCCGCUAGUCACCGCAAACACCAUACUGUCCAUACUGGCGGCGGAUUACCCCGUGGAGAAGCUCUCGUGCUACGUCUCCGACGACGGAGGCGCGCUGCUGACAUUCGAGGCCAUGGCGGAGGCCGCUAGCUUCGCGAACAUGUGGGUCCCGUUCUGCCGCAAGCACAACAUUGAGCCGAGGAAUCCCGAUUCUUAUUUCAGUCUGAAGAAGGAUCCUUACAAGAACAAGGUUCUUAGCGACUUUGUCAAGGACCGGAGGAGAGUGAAGAGGGAGUAUGACGAGUUUAAGGUUCGGAUAAACGGGCUUCCGGAUUCCAUUCGCCGAAGAUCGGAUGCGUAUAAUGCUCGGGAAGAGAUUAAAGCGAUGAAGGAGCAGAGGAUGAAGAAAGAAGACGAUCCAAUCGAGGUUAUCAAGAUUAAUAAAGCCACGUGGAUGGCAGAUGGUACUCAUUGGCCCGGUACUUGGAUGACACCUUCAGCUUCUCACACAAAGGGUGACCAUGCUGGCAUCAUACAGGUGAUGUUGAAGCCUCCGAGUGACAAACCACUCUGCGGGAUAGGCGAGGAGUACAGAUUGAUAGAUUUGAGUAAUGUCGAUAUUCGUUUGCCAAUGCUCGUCUACGUUUCUCGAGAGAAGCGGCCUGGAUACGACCACAACAAGAAAGCCGGUGCGAUGAACGCACUCGUUCGAGCGUCCGCGAUCAUGUCCAACGGCCCUUUCAUCCUCAAUCUCGAUUGCGACCACUACAUCUACAACUCCCAAGCCAUGAGGGAAGGAAUGUGCUUCAUGAUGGACCGAGGGGGAGACAGAAUCUGCUACGUCCAGUUCCCUCAGCGAUUUGAGGGCAUCGACCCAUCCGAUCGGUACGCCAAUCGGAACACCGUCUUCUUCGACGGGAACAUGCGGGCCCUAGACGGGCUCCAGGGCCCCGUUUACGUCGGAACGGGCUGUCUGUUCCGACGGAUCGCACUAUACGGGUUCGACCCGCCCCGUGCGAAGGAGCACAGCCGGAGCUUCUGCUUUGGCCGUCGGAAGAAGCACAACGCAAUCACCAAUGCGUCAGAGGAAAAUCGAGCCCUGCGAAUGGGUGAUUCGGACGAUGAGGAUUUGAUGACUCUAUCGCUCUCUCCGAAAAUGUUUGGAAACUCGAAUCUACUCAUUGACUCCAUCCCGGUGGCGGAGUUUCAAGGCCGCCCGUUGGCCGACCACCCGUCGGUCAAGAACGGGCGGCCCCCCGGGGCCCUCACCAUAACCCGUGACCUUUUGGAUGCUUCCACUGUCGCGGAAGCGAUAAGCGUGAUCUCAUGCUGGUACGAGGAUAAAACCGAGUGGGGCCAGCGUGUCGGGUGGAUUUACGGCUCGGUCACCGAAGACGUCGUCACGGGGUACCGGAUGCACAACAGGGGUUGGAAAUCGGUUUAUUGCGUCACCAAACGUGACGCGUUCCGUGGGACUGCCCCCAUCAAUCUCACCGAUCGGCUCCACCAGGUCCUCCGGUGGGCCACGGGAUCCGUGGAGAUAUUCUUCUCACGUAACAACGCCUUGCUAGCGAGCCCGAGGAUGAAGGUCUUACAGAGGCUCGCGUACCUCAACGUCGGAAUAUACCCCUUCACUUCGAUUUUCCUGAUCGUGUAUUGUUUUCUACCCGCAUUGUCUCUCUUCUCGGGGCAAUUCAUCGUCCAAACACUCAACGUAACUUUCUUGGUGUACCUUCUGAUAAUCACCAUAACCCUCUGUGGAUUAGCCGUGCUCGAGGUUAAAUGGUCGGGAAUCGAGCUCGAAGAAUGGUGGAGGAACGAGCAGUUUUGGUUGAUCGGAGGGACGAGCGCGCAUUUGGCUGCCGUUUUCCAAGGACUACUCAAAGUGGUGGCCGGCGUCGAAAUCUCGUUCACUUUAACAUCGAAAUCGAGCGGGGACGACGACGAUGACGAGUUUGCGGAACUCUACGUGGUGAAGUGGACGUCGCUUAUGAUACCGCCGAUUGUGAUCAUAAUGGUGAACUUGAUCGCGAUAGCUGUCGGCCUCAGUCGGACGAUAUAUAGCGUAAUACCGCAGUGGAGCCGCCUAUUGGGAGGGGUGUUCUUUAGCUUUUGGGUGCUUGCACAUCUCUACCCCUUUGCUAAAGGGCUUAUGGGAAGAAGAGGAAAAACACCUACUAUUGUGUUUGUUUGGUCCGGACUUAUUGCCAUUAUUAUUUCUCUUCUUUGGGUGGCCAUAAAUCCGCCGGCGGGAACUAACCAGAUUGGCGGUUCCUUUCAGUUUCCUUAGUGAAUACAUUUUUUAUUUAUUUUUAUUUUUUUGUAUACACCACAGUCCACACCAUAAUUUGUUUUGUUGUCAACUUAGGCCAAUUGCAGAGAGAGAAGAGAAGCACAAUGAUACUUGAUGGAGUAAUUUAUUCUUUUCCAUGUAAUUUAUUUAUUCUUUUUCUUGUUUUGAUUUAGGUAUCUUCUCCCAUUCUUUUUAUGAAAUGAAGAAAGUGUUUUAUCAUUUUUUUUGGGUAA